GUAAAACACCGGUAUUAAUUAAUGAGAUGUGAAGUGAUCAUCAACACAACCGCCCGGGAUAGCCAACUGAUCGGCCGGAUUAGGUUUGGGUCUUGCAUUUGCGGGGCUAGCCACGACAUGACCACAACCCCAACCACAAGAUCCGUUGUCUCCCUCAUGUGGCACCCCAUGAGACCACCUAUCUCGCAAAGGGAAAGUGUGUGUGUCUGUGUCCCUGCCGUUUCACUCUCUAGGCUAGGCUAGGAUGGUGUUUAAGACAGUUAAGCUUGGCCCCAACCCCUAAAAUGAAGGAGAGACGCCAAGCCUAAACCAAGAGAAGACCAAAGCCAGCGACACCCCUCUCUCAUCACCAGUUCACCAGUUCGUCAUCACCACAUGCACAAGUGCACGAGCUAGAGCGGACGUACGUGCAGCGCGCUAGCUACUAGUAGCUCGGCUCGCGGCCCCGGUUGAUCCAUGUCCAUGAGGAGCGUUCCAUGACCACCCCCUCCUCCCCGUGUUCUUCCUCCUCCUCCCCCACCUCCGGGCAACAUCGCCGGUGCCAAGUCCAGGAAUCGGCGGCGGUGGACAACGAGGGCGACAACGGCCAGGUCGUCCACGGCAUUCCGUUUCCGGAGGCUAUAGAAGACGUCGAGGGAGCCGAGCUGUCGCCCCCGCGGUGCGAAUGGGAGUUCCGGCUGGCGGCCACCGUGCCGUCCCCGUCGCUGGCCGGCGCGUCCGAAGCCAUCGGCAGCGUCGACUUCGACCCCGCCGGCCGCCUCCUCGCCACGGGCGGCAUCGCGCGCAAGGUCCGGAUAUACGGCGUCGCCGGCCUGCCGUCGUCGCCUAGCCCGGCCGCGUGCAUCUGCGUGCCGGCCAAGCUCAGCAGCGUGCGGUGGCGCCCCGAGGAGGGGGGCGGGCGCGCGGUGGGCUGCGGCGACUACGACGGCGUCGUGACGGAGUACGACGUGGAGCGCGGCGUCGCGGCGUGGGAGCGCGACGAGCACGCCGGGCGGAGGGUGUGGGCGCUCGACUACGCGCCCCGCGGCGCGCCCACGUCCAUGGCGGCGUCCGGCUCCGACGACCGGACGGCGCACGUCUGGGACCCGCGCGCGCCCUCGGGGUCGUGGGCCACGGCGCGGGCAGGCGGCGCCGUCCUCUGCGUGGAGUUCGACCCGUCCGGCGGGCCGCAGCUGGCGGUGGGGUCGGCGGACCGGCGCGCGGCCGUGUACGACGUGCGCGCGCUGGGGCACGGCGCGGUGGCGUGCAUGGACGGGCACGCGCGGGCCGUGACGUACGUGCGGUGGGCGCCGGCGCGGCGGGUGGUGACGUCGGGCGCCGACGGGACGCACCGGCUGUGGGAGUGGCCGGCGGCGCCGGCGCCGGAGCUGUCGGGCCCGGCGCGGGAGGUGCGGUCGUACAGCGGCCACGUGAGCGGGCGGAGCUUCGUGGGGAUGGGGCUGUGGCGCGGCGCGGGGCUGGUGGCCAGCGGGUCCGAGUCCAACCACGUCUUCGUCUACGACCUCAGGUGGGGCAAGCCUGUGUGGGUGCACCCCUUCGACGUCGCCUCCGACAGCUCCUCCGACGCCGGAGGGUUCGUCAGCGCCGUCACCUGGCUGCAGGGCGACGCCGACGGCGGCGGGGCGCUCGUCGCCGGCAGGUCCGACGGCGUGCUCAAGAUGUUCACGUGCCAGCCACGCCGGGGAGAUACCCACCACCAAGUGGACGACCUAUAGCGACCCAUUCUGAGCCAGUGUGCGUGUGAGAGAUUCAUUCUUGCGUUUCAAUUAUGAUUAUACUUUAUUUUCUUUUGUGACUCGUUCCUGACAUUUUUUAUGUAUGCACUGAUUUAUUUUUUAAGCAAUACAAAUAACUAAUUUUUCAUCGAUUA
Messenger RNA from Hordeum vulgare subsp. vulgare (domesticated barley), 1870 nucleotides. Its product is annotated as WD repeat-containing protein RUP2-like. Bases 477 to 1715 code for a protein of 412 amino acids. NCBI's taxonomy places the organism in Eukaryota, Viridiplantae, Streptophyta, Magnoliopsida, Poales, Poaceae. Gene Ontology annotation, molecular function: protein binding. Gene Ontology annotation, biological process: response to UV-B. The record is from RefSeq and is a predicted model, not a curated record. The transcript has a single exon.